Daldinia caldariorum is the source of this 375-nucleotide messenger RNA. Its product is annotated as CBP4-domain-containing protein. The record is from RefSeq and is a predicted model, not a curated record. Gene Ontology annotation, biological process: mitochondrial respiratory chain complex III assembly. The coding region runs from base 1 to 375 and encodes 124 amino acids. The transcript has 3 exons. Gene Ontology annotation, cellular component: mitochondrial membrane. Lineage: Eukaryota; Fungi; Ascomycota; Sordariomycetes; Xylariales; Hypoxylaceae.
AUGGCGGCUAGGUCAUCAAGGCUCAGAACAUGGGUUAAGAUGUUUGUAGUCGGUGGCGCAGUUUGCAUAGGAGGACCCGCGCUCGUCAGAUGGGUGCAACCUACUGACGAGGAACUCUUCCAGAAAUACAACCCGGAACUUCAAAAGAAGAGCUUGGAGAGGCGGUACGAAAAACAGAAGGAGUUCGAUGACUUCGUAACCAAGCUCAAGGAAUAUUCCAAAUCAGACAAACCGAUAUGGUUCGUCCAAAAAGAAGUCGAAGAAAAGCAGAAACAGGAAGCGCUGCGAAGGGAAUCUCUCGCCGCCGAAGAGGCGAAGGCGAGAAAAGAAGCCCUGAGGAACGAGUCUGGUCUACCGUCUAGUUCCAGUAGUUAA